Molecule: messenger RNA, 8910 nt
Organism: Ooceraea biroi (clonal raider ant)
Lineage: Eukaryota; Metazoa; Arthropoda; Insecta; Hymenoptera; Formicidae
Gene: Raf
Product: serine/threonine kinase raf oncogene
Biological process (GO): MAPK cascade; protein phosphorylation
Molecular function (GO): ATP binding; MAP kinase kinase kinase activity
Source: RefSeq, a predicted model, not a curated record
ACGAUCCAUCGCUCGCGGACGCGUAAAUCGUACGCGUUGAAUCUCGAGCGUCGAGCUUCCGACGGAUCGUCCGCGUCGCGUCUCGCGCUCGUCGAUUCAAAUGAUUUCGAGCAACGACGAGAGAGAGAGAGGGCGGGCGGCAUCGGCGAGGAGAUCGGACGGUGGGGAGGGCUGACGGAAGGGGAGGAGACGUCAUAACGUGGACGACGCUGGCAGCACCGGCGCGCCGCGACUCCUCGCUCGUACCAGUUUUGCGUCGGACGGCUUGUCGUUGUGUCGUACGUAAAGCCGGAGACAUCAGGUGUACAACGUCGGGAGCGGUCGAGCGAGCCGAGACGGGCCAGAAAGAGAGGAGCGGCGCGGAUGGCGAUCGCUAAGGAAGGUCGAGGUUGAACCUGGUGACAAGUGCGCGAGCAGCCAGGGAUAUCGGGGUAUGCCUCGUAUCCGCGCGUCAUCACGGCGUCUCGAGUCGAUGGCACGCGCUCGCAGCAGCAAGAGACGUGACAGAAGAGGGUGGCGACGUACAGCGACGGGGACGAAGAGGAGGACGCUGCGUGCUCGGUCGCGCGGCGAAACAACGGCGGCGUGGUGAGAAGGAGAAGGAACGAUCGAGGGAAAGAGAGCGCGCGCGUAUAUAUAUAUAUAUAUAUAUAUAUAUGUGUGUGUGUACAUGUGUGUGCGUGCGUGCGAAUGAAGCAGGAACGAGAAGUGCGAGAAGGGACAGAGUGCUAGACUGAGGUAGCGCGCUCUCUCGUGUCGCUCGCGAUUUUGUGGCGACACGGUAGCGCGGCACGGGCUACCAGAGGGUGUUUCGAAACGCGGUAGCGGCGGCCCAGGAUGCUGGCCGACGUAGCGGGAAGAUGGCCGUGAUCGGCGAACGCAGGUAUCACGCGGCGAUCCGUGCGAGCGCGUACGCGGAAUUGUCCUCGUACCCCCGUGGAAUCGACGGCCAAGCCGAGGCAGCAUUGGGCGCGUUACCGUCACCGUCGUCCUCGUCGACCUCCUCCUCGUUGUCGUCGUCGUCAUCGUCGUCGUCCACUGCAUUGACGGCGUUGACGCGCCGCCGUCGACACGGAAAGAAAGGCGCGGCGUGCUACUCGCCGCCGUCGCAGCUCGCGAUGUCGUCCAGGCGCGGAAGCUGCCUGGAGCCCGGCGAGCUCAGCGAUCCCGACGACGGCUACCUGGAGACGGACCCGAUCAGGUCGGAGCUGCGCAACAUACAAAGCGUCAUACACGUCACGCGACAGAACAUCGACGCGCUGAACAGGCGCUUCGCCGGCUUCCAACAUCCGCCUCUCAUCUACCUGAACGAGUAUGAGGAGCUGACGACGAAAUUGCACGAUUUCGAGUGCAAGGAGCAGAAGCUGAACGAGCUGCUGAACGCUGCGAGAAUCUCCAGUAGUGUGUCCAUGUCGGAGAGUGACAACAGUAUCACCAAGGGCCUGAGAACAUCGGUGAAAUCCUUCAACACGUUGAGAGCGUACCUGCCUAAUCAGCAACGUACCAGCGUGCAGGUGCGGGAAGGGCUUUCCCUGAGGGAUGCACUAGCCAAAGCGAUGAAACUCCGAAAUCUCACCACCGAGAUGUGCGCAGUGUACAUUCUGGGUAUGGACAACUCCAAGUACUUGAUAUCCUGGGAUGCGGACAUCUCGUUGCUGGAGUGCGACGAGAUAUCGGUGGAAAUAUUGGAUAAGUUUCCCAUAACCACCUCCAUCUCGCACAACUUUGUGCGUAAAACGUUCUUCUCGCUAGCCUUCUGCGAAUGCUGCAGGAAGCUUCUGUUCCAGGGCUUUUAUUGCAGAACGUGUAAUUACAGAUUUCAUCAGAGAUGCGCGGGCGGUGUUCCUGCCCUGUGCCAUCAAGUACGCAUGCAAGAUGCUUAUUAUCAGGCGUUACUCGCGCACAAUCCAGAAACCACCGCCGGGAUUCUGCAGCUACCGUCUGGCUAUGGCUUGAGCAGAAGCAUGUCCCCUUCUCUGGCACCGUCGAGAAAUCAGAGGCAUCCGCGUUCCCUGGGUCAGCAAGAUCGCUCGAGUUCGGCGCCCAACGUCUGCUUCAACAUGGUGAAACCUGGCGGUGAACCUGUCAAUCUAGACGAUUACAAUAGAUCUCAGAGUUUAGGUAGACCUGCCGGCAUUGUUCAGAGUCCUGUCUCACCUGGCAGCAGUCCAACGAAGCACAGUCACUCCACGCAGGCUAGUCCCACCAGUACCUUAAGGCCCAAGCGACCAAGAGCGAGGUCUGCCGACGAAUCUUCGAAGAAUCUCUUAGCGCCGAGAGAAUCGAUCGAGGAUUGGGAGAUCCCGGCGGAUGAGAUCCUCGUAGGACCGCGUAUCGGAUCGGGAUCAUUCGGAACCGUGUACAAGGCGCAUUGGCACGGACCAGUCGCGGUGAAGACGCUCAACGUCAAGAUCCCCACGGCCGCGCAGUUACAAGCAUUUAAGAACGAGGUAGCUGUCUUACGUAAGACUCGGCAUGUGAAUAUCUUGUUGUUUAUGGGCUGUGUCAGUAAGCCGCAGCUCGCGAUCGUUACGCAAUGGUGCGAGGGUUCGUCCUUGUACAAACACCUGCACGUGUUUGAAUCGAAAUUUGAAUUACUAACCCUGAUAGAGAUUGGCAGGCAAACGGCACAAGGCAUGGACUACUUGCACGCGAAGAACAUUAUUCACCGAGACCUCAAGAGCAACAAUAUAUUUCUGCACGACGAUCUCACCGUGAAGAUUGGUGAUUUCGGUCUGGCAACGGCGAAAACGCGAUGGUCCGGCUCUCAACAAUUUCAUCAGCCGACCGGUUCUAUUUUGUGGAUGGCACCGGAGGUUAUCAGGAUGCAAGAGGAAAAUCCGUACAGUUUUCAAUCCGAUGUCUAUGCGUUUGGUAUAGUGUUGUUCGAGCUACUGGCUGGUCAGCUGCCGUAUUCGCACAUAAACAACAAAGAUCAGAUAUUAUUUAUGGUAGGACGUGGCCAUCUGCGUCCUGAUUUGAACAAAUUACGUUCCGACACACCGAAAGCGCUGAAAAGACUCACCGAGGACUGCAUCAAGUUUUCACGGGAUGACCGACCGAUAUUUCGCCAGAAUUUGGCCAGUCUCGAGAGCCUCCUGCGUGGUUUACCGAAGAUAACGAGAUCGGCUUCCGAACCAAAUCUGAAUAGAACGCAGCUGCAGUCCGAUGAUUUUUUGUACACCUGUGCUUCACCAAAGACCCCGGUGAACUUUCAGUUUGGAGCAUUUCCCUUUUAUCCUUCCGGUGGAAACAUAUGAAUGUACGAAUGGCUGAUACAUUACGAGUCGGGUGCACUUUGCAUAAAGGAAGUAUUUAAGAUAUUGAACGUAACAAUAAGCUUAGCUGUAUGGACAAGUCUGCAUAAUUCUUUCCCACUACACUUUGAUCGUAUUGCAAAUGUUUGCUCGAUGUAGAAUGUGAUAACAUUCUUUGAUAUACAAUAUAUAAGUCGUGGAAGAAAGAGAGGACAAAAAUCAGUUAUCCGAGAGAAGAAAAGCUGGGAGAAAGCAUGUGUAGCUUUCAUCUUUAGAUAUUUACCGUUUACAAUGAUAAACUUUCGUUUUAUUAGGUACGAUCAUCCAUGUAUUAUACAUACUCUCAUAUACAUAUACGCACAAGUGUACAUAUAUACGUGCAUACGUGCAUACACGUCAAUGUAGCGGUCUGUUAAUUUCGCGGAAUCCUUAUGAAGGAUAUAAAACUAGAUUAAGUCGUAAGAGUGAAACGGCAUUUAAGUCGUGCGGGCCGUCGCUUGUCUGUGACAUAUUUUUCCAAAGGCCGAAGUAACUUUUGCAAUUUACUUUCCUCAUUUUGUCUCGAGUAUGCUCACGCAAUUAAAAAUUCUCUUCUCAUAGUCACCCUUACAGUCAUUAUACACAUGCCAUUAUUGGUGCAGGUUUGCUUUGUUACGGUAAAUCAGAACGAUGUGAGAGGCCGCGUCGCAGAAAGAUAUGUUGUAAUAACGUAAUAGAUUUCUAUUUAAGAAAGCAUUACAUUUAUAAAGUAACAUACACGCAUGUACUCAUUAAUGAACUUUCAAAAUGACUUUGAAUAAGCCUGCUGAAUUAGUGAUAUUGAUUAAAAUGGAAAGAAAUUCUUCGACACGCUGUAAAAUGCUUAUCUUAUUUGACGAAUCGUUUCUGAGGAUACUCAUAAUUAUUCAUUCGCUACGAUUAAGUGUUUUAAGUAAUAUAAUUAGAAAUGUGCAUAUAUAAUGGAUAACGAUUUCAUGUGUGGCGUGUGUAUAAUCCACACAUUGUUCUGAAAUAAACACGCGCUCUGAAAAGAGUUUUCUUGUAUAUGCUCAAAGAGACAUGUAAGCUUGUUUGCUUCGUAAUUCAGUUAUGUGAUAUUUAUUUUCUCAAAGAUCAAAUUUAACAAGAUACGUUCGACAAAUCGAGAAGCUGAAGUGCGAGAACAGGAAAGAAGCGAUGUAUUAAGUAUUUCUGUUAUUUAAUAAAAUGUCGUAAGUUUCAAACUGGAAGGAACCAUGAAUGGGAGAAAAAAUUUUCGAGCAAUUUUGGACCCACUUGUUCUUUCGUUUUGUAAGAUUAAAUGUGUAAAGAGAUUAAAUGUGUUGAUAGUACAUAUCUAACGUCAAGCAGAGUAUAGUUGAUCUGAAAAUGCUAGUACGACUAGUUUUCGAUCGACGUUCUCUUCUGUAAAAUAUUUCCGAGCAUCGGUGAGAAAAUGAUAUUGUGGCCUAAGAUAGAUAGUAAUUGUUGCUGGUAACAAGCGUUAAUAGGAUACGUGUAUUAAAAAUUUAACAACAAGGCGCUUAAUCAUAUCCGCUUCGAAAAGUUCUUUUACGAGACUUUUACCGUAGAUUUCGCUUGUCUAACUUUGUAACUAACUCGUGUAUCUCGCGUGUAAAUUUAAGUUUCACAGUUAAUUAUUCGAAUGCGACAACGAUACAAGGGGAAAGAGAGAAGCGAUCUUGACAUUGCGCGCACGGGCUUUCAUAAUGUAUCGAUUUACGUUUAAUUGGUGUUAGAUAACACUUCAAAAAUAUGCAUGCGUCUCCUACGCGAUGUGCAACUUUCCGAGGCAAUUGUGAUGCAGGAGAUUAUGCAGGAAUAUCACUACAAAUUAAUCCGCGAUACAAUGGGACUUGUUAUUAGCGUGGAAGAAUUGUAUAAUGCCGUGUGUCACUUUAAAUCUUCAUCACAAUUAAAUGUGUUUCACAUAACGUGCGUUACGAAUGGUAUACAUGCGCGGAAGGAAAGUGCAUCACCACAACGAACGCUCUUUAUUGUUCGGCGUAUAGUUCUAUUAUCGAAAUUGUAUUUAAUUAAAUAAUUAAGGAUGUGGUGACAUAUAACUAAAAAUUAGAAAGUAGCUUUUUAUGAAGUAACAUAUCAGUAUCUCAUGCUAACGAUAUGAUAAUACUUUAAAGCGGCUUUCAAUAGGUUGCCAUGAAUACAUUUCAUACAUCGAAGUACAAUUCUUUUGUUGUACAAAGAAAAUACUUUGAAAAAUAUCACAUGUUGUAAAUAUAUAUAUAUAUAUAUAUUUUCUAAAUAUAUCAUGUAUGUAUUAUCAAUAAUAUUUAAUAUUACAGAGAAAAAAAGGAGAAUAAAAGAUACAUGUAUGUAACAUAAAAUAUAUAUAAUACCAAUUAUGGUUGCUCGUUAAAUGUAUUAUUUCCUAUUAUUAUCAAAACGUGGUGGUAUCGAAAUUUACACAAUCGCUUUGCAUUUAAUCGUUAUCUCUGUUGGAAAUUUUCUUUCGCAAGAGUUAUUCGUGCACCUUCCUUCUUGCGCACAAGAAGUAUGCGAGGCCUAAGGACGAACCUCCCAAAAUCGAAUUGCAAUUCGAGUGUGUGACAUUUGCCCUCCUCCCCCCCUUUUAUUCCAUGACACCCCGCAUUUUGUUAUUUAUUUAUUUAUGCGUAUUUUACAAUGCAACGCGACGACUCGUGCGAUUGUCGACAAGUGCCGGACUUCAAAGCCCGUCGAAAGUAUGAGAAAAAUUAACUGCGAGUGCGAUAGAACGAAAUAAAGAAAGAAAGAAAGAAGGAAGCUCGUGGCGAGGAUGACCGGAGAAUGCGGUUAAAUAUGAGAAAUGCGGACACAAUAAACGAAGCGAAGGACUGAAAUUGUACAUCGCGAGCGCGUUGUAAAUUACAGCAAGGCUUGCGCAACGUUGAUAACGCUUUUCCACAUAAACGAAAACAAGGCAGUGAACUAUGACAACCCAUGAUGAUAACGAUAAUGAUCUACGAAAAUUUCAAAGGAGGAGAAGGAGGAGAAAAGCACAAGAAGAAAGCGUACGAUUCUCGUCUUCCGUUAAGAAUUUUGCAUCGAUCUUAGAUUGAUAAGAGGCAUAGAUCUUCCGUUCAAAUCUUUGAUCGAUAUUGAUCAAGAAGCUCGAAUUGUGUUCAGCCUGAUAACUCGAUAACUUAUACUUGUUCUGAUUUUUGCUGUAUUUCGUUGAUAUUGCCAGACAGAUCAUUGUGCGGCCAAAUUUUCUUCCGUUCAAAUCUUUAUGUUACUCGUCUUCCUCCACUUUGAAAAUUUUACGUUCACUGUAAUUUAUUGUUUUGUAAAACCGCGCUCUGAUUAAAACGCAUUUCUUCGCGUGUCAUUAUGUAUUGAUGUGUAUAUUUUAUGUCUCUGUGUGAGGAUUUUCUUGUACGACGUAAUAUAAGCAUAUCGUACGCAUACUUCUUUUGAGAAAAGCGUAGGCAACAAGAAAGAAAAGCAGAUCAACGUAAUGUAACAUUAAGAGCGUAAUGUUUGCGUCUAUUUCGUGCGAACAUAAGGAGGAUCAUUUCUUUCUUUGAUUUGUGACGAAGUAAUAAAAGUAAUAAAACUUUGUGCUCAAAAAAAGAGACGAAUAAAUGUUCAGAAGGGAACUUAUCGUAACGUUAAUAAGAGAUGAAAAGAAUCUGCGACGCUAGACCUGCUUUCCUCGAAGUUCACGAUCGAUUGGAAUCUUUGCUGAAACGAGAAUUUUUCUCGUCGCACCGUGACGUGACAAACUUCGGCUUCCUUUUGUUAAGUUAUGACGACAAUCUGUUAAUUACACAACACUGGGUUUAGCGAGAGAGAUUCGCGUUGUUCUUUUUUUAGAUUAAAAUUCUUCGCCUAUAAUAAGCGCAGAGAUAAAGAUGGGAGAUUUAAUUAAUGGACUUAACGCUAACCGACGUUAGUAAAAUCUGCUUCUCGUUAUAUAAACGAAGUUUGGAUUACAUCUGAUCCCAGCUUACAUCGGCGAGGAAAAAGACACGCGCAGAGUAUCAAUGAAACGAAAUUAUUCUACGAAACCUCGAUACUUUUCAGAAAACGAUUCAGGAAUCAGUUUAAAGUCUUCGAUGUCUCUCGAAUGUAGUAAUUUAUUAUUAAUUAUUAAUAAAUUAUUAUUAAGAGAAAAUUUAAUACUGCUGUCUUUGUAUCAUUUUUUGUUCGUAAGAGACGUUUCUCUUUCGCGCGUUCGUUUAAGUUUUGGAAACACGGUAUACAGGCAAUACGUAGAAAUUCGACGGAUAUUAGCGCUAAUUAUAAGUGAUGUUACGCGCGCGAGUACGUUCUCCGUUGAAGUGUACUUCGAGAUGGAUUCUUCGAUUGCGAACGCGCUUGCUCCGGGAUCGUGCGUGGUCGUAGUUACGAUGAAGAUACUUACCUUGCAGUUGUAAUCUUGACGCAAGAUCGAUCGAUCAGUUAUUGUAUCCAAUAGAAUUCGAGAGAAAGACAAAUAUACGCAUUAUAUAUACAUGCAUACACACACACACACACGAGAGAAAAAGGACAAAAAAAUAAAUUUACUUUAUCUUCGCGUAUAAGUGAAUCUUACUUCUCCGUGCUGCGACUCUUCUCUUCGUCCUUCCCUCCCCCUUUCCCGAGUCUUUUUGCGUUUUGUGUGUGGGACGGUGAUUUAAUGAUUAAUAAUUCAACGAUAACGCGAGCGGCGUAGAUGCGCGUCUACUCACUCUCAUCGAUUUGCAAACUAAGAAAAACAUUAAUCGAAGGUGCUACGACGUAUCACUGAUUUGUUUUUCCUUUUUUUUUCUACCGCGCUUGUUUCCUCCUUUUCCAUGAUGCGAGGUGAAACAAGCUAUUUGCUAUUUCGGUUGAUAUUGAUUAAUGGAUUCAUUACUGCUUUGGGUCACAUGAUAGAGCCACGUGAUGGCCAGAAUUAUUAGAAUUAUGAUCAGGAUCUCGGGCGCGAAAAACCGGCGAGUUAUCGUUUAUUUUUCGCGCCUGCGUCGGUUUUCGUGGUCACUCGUGCAUGUCGCGAAGAAAAAUCGCAGAAUUAAAUAAGGCAGAUUCUCCUUUCUUCGCGCAUCCGCGCGAAUUAUAGUGCUAAGCGUGAUCUCGGCUCUGUCUCGUGACUAAUAUAAAGAUCAUGUUCACGUUAUCAAAGCCCAGACGUAUGGCCAAAUUUAGUACUCGACGUAGGAUCGUGCGCAGCGUGCGCACGUUGAAAUCCUACAAUGUGAAGUACGUUACGCGCGAUCCUUCGGUAUGCCGAUGGGCGGAAGUGAAUCGAUAAUCCAAUACAAGAGUGCGCGAACGUAUAAAUAGCCCACGUGAUAUAUAAAAGGCUAGCGUGUUCACGUGUUUACGAGAAAUUGCGUGUGUAAACGUACGCGCGCGCGCGCGCGUAAUGCCUUUGUCAUCGAUAAUUCUGGAUGCACCGUUGAAUACUUAAUUAAUUCGAAAAACAAUGCGCAUGCACGUGUAUACGUGGCCAUUACGAUCAUUUAUUUAUUAGUUUAAUCAAAUGUAACCAAAUCGAAAUGUUAACUAAUGAUACAUAUACAUGUAUAAGAUGCUUAUUUGUAAUAAUGGCUUAGCGAUUAUACAUAUACAACUAUAAUAUAAUAAUUAUAUACACAAAUAAAUUAUGAAAUUUGUGUGUUGCAGAUGUGUAAAAUAGAAUAAACGAGACUGUAGUUAUUUCCUA